AUGGCCACUGUCACUGAAACCGUCACUCUCCCAACCCGCACCGCAUUGGUGGGACAUGAAUCCGCUGCAAAGGAAGAUGCAGCACGCGAGUGCGCUCUCCUGAACGAGUUCGCUGGAAAAUGGGACAGCUUCAAGUUUGGCCCCAUUCGCGAGAGCCAAGUCUCCCGUGCGAUGACCAGGCGGUACUUCAAGGACCUGGACACCUAUGCUGAGAGCGACAUUGUCAUUGUUGGUGCUGGCUCAUGCGGUCUCAGCACGGCCUAUGUCCUCGCCACUGCCCGUCCUGACCUGAAGAUUGCCAUUAUCGAGGCUGCCGUCUCUCUCGGUGGCGGUGCCUGGCUUGGUGGCCAACUCUUCUCCGCCAUGGUUCUCCGCAAACCCGCGGACAAAUUCCUUGACGACAUCGGUGUUCCGUACGAGGAGGAGCCAUCCAACCCACACGUUGUGGUGAUCAAGCACGCCUCUCUCUUCACAUCUACCUUGCUUUCCAAGGUUCUUGCGUUCCCGAACAUCAAACUCUUCAACGCUACCUGCGUUGAGGACCUGAUCACCCGCCCUGAACCCAAUGGGGGCCUGCGUAUCGCCGGUGUUGUGACCAACUGGACCCUCGUCGCCGAGCACCACGACGACCACUCCUGCAUGGACCCCAACACCAUCAAUGCUCCCGUUAUUGUUAGCACCACUGGCCACGAUGGUCCAUUCGGAGCCUUCUGUGCUAAGCGCCUCGUCUCCAUGUCUGCUAUCGAGAAGCUCGGUGGCAUGCGUGGUUUGGACAUGAACUCGGCUGAAGAGGCCAUUGUCAAGAACACUCGUGAAGUCACCAAGGGUUUGAUCAUCGGUGGGAUGGAACUGAGUGAAAUCGAUGGCUGGCACCGUAUGGGCCCCAUUUUCUCUGCUAUGAUGCUCAGUGGUGUCAAGGCUGCUGAAGUUGCUUUGGAGGUUUUUGAGCAGCGCAAGAAGGAAUGUGCUGCUUAA
Uncinocarpus reesii 1704 is the source of this 975-nucleotide messenger RNA. RefSeq names its product thiazole biosynthesis enzyme. The transcript is spliced from 2 exons. Bases 1 to 975 code for a protein of 324 amino acids. The record is from RefSeq and is a predicted model, not a curated record. Lineage: Eukaryota; Fungi; Ascomycota; Eurotiomycetes; Onygenales; Onygenaceae. Gene Ontology annotation, biological process: thiamine biosynthetic process.